AUGUCUACCUCUCCGUCCCGAUCGUCGUCGCCCGCCGUGACUGCCAAUCCUAAUCACCAGAUUCCCUUCAACAGCGCUCCUGUCCAUCAUGCACCUAGUCCGCUCGGCUUUGGCUUUGGCUUUGGCUCCUCCUUCGGCGGAAACAAUGCUACUACCUCUUCUCUAGCAAAUUCUUCCGCAACAACGCCAAUGUUUGGUUUUGGCGCGUCUGCCUCUGCUCACACGGGCCCACAAUCCACCACAACCAGCCCUUCGAGACGGUCCGAUGCGAAACGUCGCCGCGAUCUCGACGAGGACAAUGACGACGUUGAUGAAGAUGAGGACAUGGCUCAUCCUCAGCGCCCUCGCCUGGGGUCUGAUCCUUUUGCUCCCUCGCAUGAGCACAAGCGAGUCGUGUUGCUUAAGCGAAUGCGAGCUGGGCUCGGAUUUGGACUAAUCAACGCCGAAGCAUCGCCCUUCCCCGCACAACCGUCAGCAUCCUCAUCGACAUCAUCCACUUUCUCACCCUCGACCCCCAAUCAAACCCACAACAAUGCGCUUUACUCUUCCUCUUCUUUUUCAGCAUCCAAGAGACAAGCACUCGGCGUUUCCAAUCGUGUAGGCAUGUCCGGCAUCGACGUCGACAUUGGCAAGAUGCUCGCAUCCAUGGACAAGCCGUCGCUGCUCUCGAUGCUUUCGUCUCUACUGAUGCAGUCCAAGGAUGCGACGCUGCCUGCACAGAUCUUGUCGCUGCUUCCAACACCUUCGCUCGAUUCGGUCGAAAGCUCGUUGGAUGAGCUCGAGAAGCCGAUUCGCUCAGCGAUUCCCUUUGUAGCGGAUGGCACCUCGGCGCGACACGAGUAUACAUGGUCGCGGCUGCGUGCACCUAUCGCUGCUUUCGUCGAUGCUGCGCUCGGCUACUUGCCCUUCUUCGUCACCGAGCUUGACUCGGACCGUGAGCAGCGACUUCGCGAGCGAGAUCCGCGACUGCAGGCCGACAGGGAAGAGGUGCAUCCCGCCACCACCUUCACGUUUCUGCUCAUGAUUACCAGUCGCGUUCUGCGCAUCGAAGCGUUGCUGCCGUCCGUCACCAAGUCGAGCCUCGCCUUCAACCUGUUCACCGCUUCGAGUCAGCAGACGUCGUUCGGGUUCGGUGGGGCUACAUCGACACCCACUUCGCCCACCAAAGCUAGCGGCGGGGCGGGAGCGAGCGAUGCAUACGGCAAGCAUAGUAAUCUGGCGCACAUGCUUGGCACUGAGUUCGCCUCGCCUUCGUCGCCCGAUGCGCUCAUGACUGUGCUCAUGCCGGCCAUACUCAAGCAAUGGACGACGCUGCUACAUCGGUUGGACAAGGCGGUGAAUGGAGACGGGCGCAUGUUUUCGCAGGAGGUUGUGCUUAACUGGGCCAGGGGGUUGGAGGCUACGGGCACGGCCGGGUUCGGCGGGCAGAGUGGGGUCAAGAAGGAUGUCGAUCAGCCCAAGCCCGAGGAGGUGCUAAUCAGGAAGGCCAUGGACGAAGUUAGGAACAGGCUCGAGAGGGAUCUGGCCUGGCUGGUCGGGGGCACACAGCACUACGCGGUUCAGAAGCGCGAUAAGCGCGCUAGGGGCAGUAGCAUGAGCGACGGCGCGAGGAGCUGUGACGGCAGCAUAGCAUGGUUUUUCGACGGUUGCAGUUUUCUUUGA
This is a messenger RNA of Sporisorium graminicola, 1662 nucleotides long. RefSeq lists its product as uncharacterized. Gene Ontology annotation, cellular component: nucleus. Lineage: Eukaryota; Fungi; Basidiomycota; Ustilaginomycetes; Ustilaginales; Ustilaginaceae. The transcript has a single exon. The record is from RefSeq and is a predicted model, not a curated record. The coding region runs from base 1 to 1662 and encodes 553 amino acids. Gene Ontology annotation, biological process: nuclear protein quality control by the ubiquitin-proteasome system; proteasome localization.